This is a messenger RNA of Sesamum indicum (sesame), 2420 nucleotides long. RefSeq names its product protein decapping 5. NCBI's taxonomy places the organism in Eukaryota, Viridiplantae, Streptophyta, Magnoliopsida, Lamiales, Pedaliaceae. Gene Ontology annotation, molecular function: mRNA binding. Gene Ontology annotation, biological process: cytoplasmic stress granule assembly; P-body assembly. Gene Ontology annotation, cellular component: P-body. The record is from RefSeq and is a predicted model, not a curated record.
CCAUUACCCCCCCAGUUCCGCACCUUCACUUCAAAAAACAGGGUCAACAGUUUCUCUCUCAAUAGGACUGCUCAGACUUGAGGGUCCUCCGUUUUCUCUUUCUACAGUCAUAUAUAUAUAUAUAUGUUCUGCGUAUGAGAAUUUAUCUUUUUGUAUAAAUAACCGGAGUAGCAGUUGAAGUAAGAACGAGAGAUGGCGGCGGAGAGUUCAAUGGCGGCAUCGAGUAGUAGAUCUGGCGGCGGUGGAGCAUCGGCUGAUUCGUACAUCGGCAGCUUGAUUAGCUUGACUUCCAAGAGUGAGAUCAGGUAUGAAGGCAUACUCUACAACAUCAACACUGAAGAGUCCAGCAUCGGCCUACGUAACGUGAGAUCAUUUGGAACAGAAGGACGAAAAAAGGAUGGUCCACAAGUCCCUCCUAGCGACAAAAUAUACGAGUACAUACUGUUUAGAGGAAGUGAUAUCAAGGAUUUACAGGUGAAAGCUUCUCCGCCAGUUCAAACUACACCACCCAUAAACAGUGAUCCUGCAAUUAUUCAGUCUCACUAUCCUCGUCCAACAACCCCACCCACAAGCUUGCCUACAGCUCCUACUGGUUCUUUGGGGGAGCUUGGUGCCCAUUCUACUCAAAUGGGGCUGCCUGGGUCAGCGUUCCAAAAUGGUCUGCCUUUAUAUCAACCUGGAGGAAACUUGAGUUCUUGGGGCCCUUCUCCACCAAAUGCAAAUGGUAGCGGGUUAGCCAUGCCAAUGUAUUGGCAAGGUUUCUAUGGCACACCUAAUGGGCUUCCGCAACUGCCUCAACAAUCCUUGCUGCGACCACCUCCUGGCUUGUCGAUUCCUCCUUCCAUGCCACAGAUGCAAUUUUCUGGUUUCAAUUCAUCUUUACCAAUGGGAGCACCAAGCCUUCCCAGUUCUAAUUUGCCGGAUUAUAAUUCUUCCUUGGUUCCCAGCAGCACAAGUUCUUCUAGUUUAACCUCUACUUCUUUACCUACUUCAACUUUGUCUUUGAGUCUCCCCCCUCUGCAGCCUGCGUCACUGGUAUCUGAAGCGAUGAUGAAUCUGCUGCCAAACAAAGCUCCCAUAUCUGCAAUCCCUACAUCUACACCCAGCUCUAACUUGCCAUCAUUGGCUCCACUUUCUGCUUCAGUUCCUGAUACUGUAGGAGUUCCUUUAGUUGCUACCAAACCCAGUGCAGCGCCUAGUCCAGCAGCAUUGGUGCAGCAGAAUAUAACUCAACCAGUAACAUCUGUCGCGGGGACAUCUGGUUCUAUUCUUACAGAAACACCAACACCUUCACUCAUAACCCCAGGGCAGCUGCUGCAGUCAGGACCAUCUGCUGCUUCUGCACCUCAACUUUUACAAACAACACAGAAGGACGUGGAAGUAGUUCAAGUGUCACCAAAGCCAUCAUCAGAGCCAUCAGUUCUAGUAACAGAAGCUCAGCCACCAAUAUUACCAUUACCUCCAAAUGCUCGAGUUCAUAAGCCAAAUGGAAGUGCUUAUCACCUGCGUAACAAUUACAGAGGGCGUGGUGGAAGAGGAUCUGCGAUUUCGCGCCCUGUGACAAAAUUCACUGAAGAUUUUGAUUUUACAGCAAUGAAUGAGAAAUUUAAAAAGGAUGAAGUUUGGGGUCAUCUUGGUAAAAGUAAUAGAUCCCAGUCUAAUGAUAAAGAAGGAAAUGGAGACGGCAGUGAUGAAGAAGAUCCACAGGGUGAGGAUGAAGCUGAAUUGCCUAGGAUUGAAAUCAAGCCUGUUUAUAAAAAGGAUGAGUUCUUCGACUCCCUUUCUUGCAAUGCCCUGGACAACAAUCCUAAUCAUGGAAGGACUAGGUACUCUGAGCAAAUGAAGCUCGAUACAGAGACUUUUGGAGAAUUUUCAAGGUAUCGAGGUGGUCGUGGAGGUCGUGGACCGGGUCGAGGUGGUGGUCGCUUUCGUGGCUCUUACCAUGGAAGAGGUUAUGGUGGGUAUGGCUAUGUGGGCAGGGGCCGUGGCCGAGGCAUGCAUAACCAUGCUUCAUAGUAAAACAGCGAUGUCUUUCUGAUAAGAAGAGAGUAGAAACUAAGGCUGAUCUGGUACGGUGGGACAGAGAUCAAUUUAGGAAUUUGAUGUAAUGUUUGUGCAUUUUAUGUUGGUUGUCUGAGUAAUAAAACUAGGAUCUGGGUCAGGAAUCUUUGAUCUCGUCCCUGGUUUGAUAUCAUUUUCCCAUCCAUUUGAGUUUGAAGCAAAAGUUUCCAAUAGAGUCUUGCGAAGGGGAUAUCAGAUGUUGGCUAAGGUAUUAUUUUCUCAUACUUUUCUACAAAGGUGUCUUUGAAUCCAAAGAAAAUGGAUGGAUUAGUAAUAUAAUUAAUUGGUAGUGCCAACUUUCUCGUCUGCGGGCUCCAUGAAAUGUCAUGGCGGCCCUAUUAUUUUCAUGAUUUGCUUAA